GCAUUUUAUAUUUCUAUUUUUUUAUCGUUCAAAGUUAUAAAUAUUUUUGUUAGUAAUUUGGUUAUUUUAUGAAGAGGCGGAAAUGAUCAGAAUACAGCUAUCCUCACUUGACGAAUUUAUUGCCGGACUCAGCAAGCUGGACUAUGAGGCGGCAAAGAUAGCCAGCAGCAAGGUCAUGGAGGUGCACAUACAGAUGGGCGCACUCAUGUUUUCGCUGCUGACGAUCGAGAUGAUGUACACAUCAAUGGAUUAUUUAUCGCCAGGGAACUUCCGGCGGGGCAACAGCUACUUGCUAAACAUGUACACACCACUGCCCCGGCGGUUGAAUAAGCUGCUGAAUAAGCUUGUGGUCGAGUACGAAGACGAGCACCGGCGGCUGCUUUCGUCGCGCGUCCAGCCGGCUGCUACGACCAUUGCUACGCACGCGGAGAGUAGCGAUCAUGGCAAUCAGCGCAGCGUGGUUGAUGGCUCGGGAAUUGCCUUUGGCCCGAGUCCAGGCCAUGCCGGCAGUGGCAAAACGACGGGCUCAUUUGUGCCGAGGUCAAUUAUCUACGGCUUUGAAAGCAGCAGACCCAAGCUGGGCGCGGAGUCGUCCUCAUAUGCCGAGUCGAAAAUGAUUGCCUCUGGCGCAAACGCAGGCGCAGGCUUGCGACUGAACCAGAACCAAAUUCAGGCGUCUAAUCGAAAUGUGCACGGCACAGAGUCUGGCGAUUCUGCACGCAUAGCUGCCCCGACGGCAGGUUCAUACGAGGCAUUCGACCCAAACAAGUUUGUCAUCAACACCGAGAAGGCGGAGGCCGUGAUGGAAGAACUGGAAACCAUCAAAAAGUUUGUCGGCUUCAUCUCAAAGUUGGUGGAAGUGCGCAAGACCAUGGUGGUCCUUUAUCGCUUUGUUGCAGUGACUGGACCGGUCCUGUACACUAAGAAACUGCGGCUGAUAUUGGAACAUUGCAGGAUGAUGCUACGGUCGAUCGCGCCCAAUCCGCUGUACAACAGUCUUCUCGACAACAUCUGCCACGAGGUGCGGCUGGUGGGCGGCCUGGUAGACUGGGACUCGCACAUCGUAUCGCACAACUUUGUCAAAUCCGUUACAUCGAUGAAAACCGCGCGCAACCAGCUCAAGGCAUGGGAGGCAAUUUUGCCAGAGUGCUCCUCUUCCUCCUCUUCGUCGGCAGUGGCAGGUGCAACCGUGCGGUCCAGACGGAGCACACAGGAGAGCGCCGGCGACUUAGCAGGCGCCCCUCCAAACAAGGACAGCGAAGGCUCAAGCAGGCACAGUCUUUUGUACGCGGCAUUGACAAAAUCAACAAAGCUCGUGCAGAGCCUGCUGUGGGGCGACAGCACGUCGAGUUCAUCUAAUGAAGAGCAGAUACCGACAGCCGGUCGGAUGCGGGGAAUUGUCAUAUGGAUUGGGUUCUGGGUCGAGCACCUGUCAUUUAAGACGACAGCGUACUUCCAGCAGGUAAUUGCGCCAUGCCGUGCACUCCAGCACGACGACUCGUCGCAAUCGGGGCUUCAGCAGGCGGUCCUGCAUGACAUGUGGAAUCGCCCUGGACUGUCCAAAACCAACCUUGGUGACAUGAUCACGAAUUUUAUGCACGCCAACGACGGCUGCUUUGUCGCGCUCCUGUUCGAGUCGUCGGCUCAGCGCCCAUACACGGUCGACGGUUACGCUAUCUCAGGAACCAAAAUCAAGGUCCCCGACUACCGCGUGCAGGCGUGCGCAACGCUUUUCUGCAUGUCCAACCGGCAACUGCUGCGCGCGCGCAACUGCAUUAUGGGUGACUCUAUGCUGCAGGACGUCCACUCUAUUGCUCAAAACGCGAAAUACCGCGGUGCUGCCGAUGUUCAGCGGCAGUCAGACGCUGACUGGUUUCGCCAAAAUUGCCUGCCGGAUAUCCUGUAUAUAUUGGAAGGCGAUAAAGCCACGCUGGAUUACGAACUUCUCGGCUCUAGCCCGCUGCUGGAUCAGUUGGGCGCCGAUGCUGACAAGCUGCUUGGUGAGAUAAGUGACUCUGUGUAUGACGUGGUAGAAGCAGCCCUCGAGGACUUGGCCAAGACUGAAGAGCGGGCGCGGGCUGCCCUCACUGAGGCACAGCACAUUGCCGCAAGCAGCAUGCGUGGCACAGCCAGUUUCAGCACCCGCAUCCACAAUUACCCAGAGGCACCCGUGGAGCACGGCUCAGCGACACCGGAUCAACAGUCAAAAUAUAACAUGUCGAUAUACGACUCUAAACAGCCUGGCGAUAUGUUGUCCCCUUUGGGUCGCCCGGGCGGCCGUGGCCACGAGUACCACAACGCGCCGCUUUUGCGAAGCGAGUCUCUGCAGCAGCCGAUUGGCUCCAGUAAGCCUGCUCCACCGCCGCACCAGGGGUCGGCACUCAGCCAGCUGCAUUCAGAAGAGGAGGGCCCGGACCUUUACUCGACGUAUUUGCUGAAGUCACACCUGCGGAACAACAUAUCCGCGCAUGAAAAGCACGUGCUUGAAGAUUUUGACGGAAGGCGGUUCACUAGGCGCCAGUCUGGAUAUGGUGCCAGCACGAUGAUGGGUGGCGAGUACGUUGAGUGCACCUACAGCGAACAGUCUAUGCGGGAGGGUGCUGCUGCGGCUGCGGCUGCAGCUUCCGUGGCUGCUGCUUCCGCUGUCGGGCCUCCUGUCGCUUUUAAUCGGGACAUGGUGGCUGUCAAGCCGACGCGUGCCAAAACAAGCGCUGACGGAGCGCGAGCGGCUGUAGACCCGACGGCAAUACACAGGACCGCUGUGCGCAGGCCAACGACCACAUAUGUGGCCUCUGGAAACGCCGCUGGUCGAGAUAUGAGCCUGAUAUCUCGCAAUGACAACGGGCUUUGGAACACUGAUGUUUCUCAAAGCCUUCGCAGAGUGUCAGCUGGAAACCUGCAAGGUCUUGAGAGCCUGCGCUUCUCGUCCGCAAAUGACCUAAGCAUUUUCACUGGCCGUAGAGUGCGCGGAACCAUAGCCUCGACAAGCAACACGAGCAUGGAGACCGGUAGGCAGUCUCCGAGCGUCCGCUCGCUAUUCCGCUCGACACUGAAGCCAAGCGCUCAAGCGCUUCAGUCACCGAAUAGCGCCCAGAAAACGGCCGAGAGCGGAGUUGCGCGCCGCGUGCGCCGCGGCGAAAGGCUCAGAGAGCUAUUUGGGUCAUGGCAGACUGCAUGCAACGAAGAAGACAUGCCCGAGGAUGCCACAGCCGCCGGUCUGCCGGCGAGCGAAAUCAGGCGCGGCUCUGUUACAUCCCUGUCAUACAGCACGCCCACUCGCAUGAGCACAGUCCGGAAACCCAACGCUGCAUCGAUGCUGGCACCGGUGGCGUCAACGACAAGUAUACUUGCUUUGGCAAACACGUCUACCAGCUCGGCGCAGCCUUCGGCGCCUGGCACUGAGUCUGGUAGUGGAGGGUUGGGGCACCAAGCGUUGCGAGCUGCUGCUCUUUCGAGAACGGCCACCAUAAAUUCUGGGCUGAUGGCAGCGGCCACGGCAAGCACGGCCACUCAUCAUAGCCACCUUGCUCCGGAAAUGGGCAGUUUGGACAAUCCAACCGCUGGCAGCUCUUUGCAGAAGCCCCAGUCGCAACAUUUGGUACCACCGCCCUCUAAUGGCCAGGCAGCUGCAGCAGAGAGCGGCAGGUCGGAAGGGUACACAUAUCUCUACUCGCGCGUGAGCGUGCCAAAUGUGGUCAUGGUAGCCGUGCUCUUGGAUACUGAAAAGGGACUAAGCCGGCGACGCGAGGCCACGCACGCGUGGGACGAGAUUGUUAACGUUAUUCGCGGGACACCACUGUUCGAGCAGUUGAUGAAGCUGACUGGCUGAUAUAAAAGCGAUUAAUUAUUUUUGUCUUCUAUUCAAUUUUUGAUCAUAAUUUAGCGAUCUUUCAUUCCGCAAGAGUUGAGGAAGCCGUUGUUUUGUGACAUUUUUAUUUCUUGCUUGUGUGCAG
Molecule: messenger RNA, 3953 nt
Organism: Kickxella alabastrina
Lineage: Eukaryota; Fungi; Kickxellomycota; Kickxellomycetes; Kickxellales; Kickxellaceae
Exons: 2
Coding region: 83-3829 (1248 amino acids)
Source: RefSeq, a predicted model, not a curated record